Messenger RNA from Neurospora hispaniola, 1653 nucleotides. RefSeq names its product T-complex protein 1 subunit epsilon. Lineage: Eukaryota; Fungi; Ascomycota; Sordariomycetes; Sordariales; Sordariaceae. Bases 1 to 1653 code for a protein of 550 amino acids. Gene Ontology annotation, molecular function: ATP-dependent protein folding chaperone; ATP binding; ATP hydrolysis activity. The transcript is spliced from 5 exons. Gene Ontology annotation, biological process: protein folding. Gene Ontology annotation, cellular component: chaperonin-containing T-complex. The record is from RefSeq and is a predicted model, not a curated record.
AUGGCGUUGAAUUUGGAUUUGUCGAACGCGGUGAUGAUGAAGGAUGAGCAGGGCCGCCCUCUCAUCGUUGUCAGAGAUCAAGGAAAGAAGAAGAGGCAAUACGGAAACGAAGCCGUCAAGAACCACAUUCUCGCCGCCAGAACCGUCGCAAACAUUGUCAAGACUUCCCUGGGACCUCGUGGCCUCGACAAGAUCCUCAUCUCGCCCGACGGCGAUAUCACAGUGACCAACGAUGGCGCGACCAUUCUACAACAAAUGGAGAUCACAAAUCACGUUGCCAAGCUACUAGUCGAGCUCUCCAAGUCCCAGGAUGACGAGAUUGGUGAUGGCACCACAGGUGUUGUUGUGCUUGCUGGCGCGCUGCUUGAGCAGGCGGCAGAGCUUAUUGACAAGGGCAUCCACCCCAUCAGAAUCGCCGACGGUUAUGACCAAGCUUGCGACAUUGCUGUGGCCGAGCUUGACAGAAUUUCCGAUGUUAUCGAGUUCAGCAAGGAGGAAACCGCAAACCUGGUCAAGGUCGCGAGGACAAGUUUGGGCAGCAAGAUCGUCUCCAAGGCCCACGACCAGUUCGCCAACAUUGCCGUCGAUGCGGUCCUCUCCGUCGCCGAUCUGGAGCGCAAGGAUGUCGAUUUCGAGCUCAUCAAGGUGGACGGCAAGGUUGGAGGUGCUCUCGAAGACACUAUCCUCGUCAAGGGUGUUAUUAUCGACAAGGACUUCUCGCAUCCCCAGAUGCCUUCCGAGGUUAGGGACGCCAAGAUUGCCAUUCUCACAUGCGCCUUCGAGCCUCCCAAGCCCAAGACUAAGCACAGACUCGACAUCACCAGCGUUGAGGAGUUCAAGAAGCUGCAGACGUACGAGCGCGAGAAGUUUAUCGAGAUGAUUCAGCAAAUAAAGAACACUGGUGCCAAUCUGGCCAUCUGCCAGUGGGGUUUCGACGACGAGGCGAACCACUUGCUCCUUCAGAACAACCUUCCUGCUGUCCGAUGGGUCGGUGGUCCCGAGAUUGAACUGAUUGCGAUUGCCACAAACGGUCGCAUUGUUCCUCGCUUCGAGGAUCUCAAGCCUGAGAAGCUCGGUAGGGCUGGUGUUGUUCGCGAGAUGACAUUCGGUACGACAAGGGAGAAGAUGCUUGUGAUCGAGGAGUGCGCCAACACCAGGGCCGUGACUGUCUUUGUCAGGGGUAGCAACAAGAUGAUCAUCGAUGAGGCUAAGCGUUCUCUUCACGACGCUCUUUGUGUCGUGCGCAACCUUGUUCGUGACAACCGUGUUGUCUACGGUGGUGGUUCGGCCGAGAUUGCCUGCAGCUUGGCCGUUGAGGACGCUGCUGUCAAGUCCCCUGGCUUGGAGCAGUACGCCAUGCGUGCCUUCGCCGACGCUCUCGACACUAUCCCCAUGACCCUGGCCGAGAACAGCGGUCUUAACCCCAUCGCUACCCUGGCCGAGGUCAAGAGCCAACAGGUCAAGGAUCCUGCUGGUCGCGGCCGUCUUGGUGUUGACUGCAUGGGCCGUGGCUCGAACAACAUGAAGGAGGCUUUCGUCAUUGACCCCCUCAUCGGCAAGAAGCAGCAGCUCAUGCUUGCGACGCAGCUCUGCAGAAUGAUUCUCAAGAUCAACAAUGUCAUUGUGUCUGGGUCGGGCGAGGAAGAUUACUAA